GCAUCAUGUCAUCUUCAAAAAUAUAUUUAGAAUUUACUAGUAUAGGAUGUAAUAAAUUACCACAAAUAGCAUCAUGGGGAUAUGAUGGUUUAUUAGCUUUUGGAGCAAACAAUUAUGUUGCUUUAUAUUAUCCAGAGGACCCAGAAUCUAAGGGUAUUAUUGCAACAUUAUCGGGACAUAAAGAUAAAGUUAAUUGUGUAGAAUUUAUAAAUAGAGGAGAUGAAAUAAAUCAAACGAAUAUUGCAAUAAUUUCUGGAUCAGCUGAUAAAACUGCUAGAAUAUGGAAAAAGAAUAAAUCUAACAAAUGGGUUAAUUCCGCAAUAUUAGAAUCACAUAAUGGAUCAAUUAAUACGUUAGGAGUUGUCAGAUCAAGAAAUAUUAUCGUGGAAAAAGAUUUAUUCGCUACAGGAUCUUCUGAUGGUGUCAUCAAGAUUUGGGAAAGAUGUGAACUAGAUGAUACCAAAGAUUCAGUUGAAUGUAUUCAAACAAUUAAUCUUGGAUCAAAAUAUCCGAUAGAUUUAGCAAUUUCUCAUUUACCAGAAUCUAAAGUUCCAAUAUUAGCUUGUGGAAGUACGGAUAAAAGGUUAUUAUUAUUUGUACAAAAUAAUGGCCAAUUCAUUGAGUCACUAUCGUUACAAGGACAUGAAAAUUGGAUUAGAUCUUUAUCAUUUGCAACUUAUACAACGCCAAUAUCACCACAAAACUUAUCAUCAAAUGACAUUAAAAAUGAAUAUAAAUUACAAGAAGGUGAUUUAUUAUUAGCAAGUGGAUCACAAGAUAAAUAUAUUAGAAUUUGGAAAAUUAGCCUUGUUAAGAAUGAUCAAGAAGAAAUUGAUAAAGAGAAAGGAAAUGAGAAUGGAAAUGAAAAGAAAUCCUUGAUUAAAGAUUUACUGGCUAACGUUUUGGAUGAUGGAACAUUCUCUGGAAAUAAAGUGCAAUUAAGUACGAAAGCUCAUAUUAUUGAUGUCGAAGUAGCUAAAGAUGGAGAAUCAUGUGUCAAUAAGCGAUAUAGUAUUAUGUUUGAAGCGUUGCUUAUGGGGCAUGAUGAUUGGAUUUAUAGUGUAUGUUGGCAACCACCAUGUUUAAUUAAAGAUUCUGAAGGAAAUUUAAAGUAUCAUCAGCCAAUGACCAUACUUACUUCAUCAUCAGAUAAAUCCAUGAUGAUAUGGAAACCUGAACCUGAUACGGGCGUUUGGGUUAAUUUGACAAGAGUUGGUGAAAUUGGCGGAUAUACACUUGGAUUUCUUGGAGGAUUAUUUAAUAAGAAGGGAAAUUAUAUUAUUAGUCAUGGACAUACCGGAGCUUUUCACUUGUGGAAAAAUAUUAGUCAAGAUGACAACGAUAGUGAAGAUUGGCAGCCGCAAGUCUCAAUAAGCGGGCAUUUUAAUUCCGUCAAGGAUAUUUCUUGGGACAGAGGCUUUAAUUAUCUUACAUCAGUGAGUCUUGAUCAAACAGCUAGAAUAUUUGCUCCAUGGUGUCGAAAUAUUGACAAUGAUAAAUUAGCAGUGACUUGGCAUGAAAUCUCAAGACCACAAAUCCAUGGUUACGAUAUAAAUUGUUUUAGUUUUGUUAAUAAAUGGAGAUAUGUUAGUGGAUCUGAUGAAAAAGUGUUAAGAGUUUUUGAUGCACCAAAAACAUUUGUUCAAUCUUUGUCAAAAUUAUUGAAUAAUCCAGGAAUUCUGGAAGAAUUGGAAUCAAGACCAUUAGGAGCAAAUUUACCAGCAUUAGGAUUAUCAAAUAAAGCAGUAUUUCAAGCAGAUAUAAAAAAUUUUGAAGAAGCUGCUCAAGAAGAAGAAUUUUUAAGUAGACAAUCUUAUUCUCAUUCGAGCGCUACACCUAAUAGUUUACUACAGACUUUAGAUAAACCACCUUUUGAAGAACAUUUAUUACAACAUACUCUUUGGCCUGAAAUUGACAAAUUGUACGGACAUGGAUUUGAAUUAAUUAGUGUUGGAGCUAGUAAUGAUGGAAAAUACAUUGCAAGCGCAUGUAAGGCAACAAUAGCAGAACAUGCAGUAAUUCGAUUAUAUGAUACAUCAACUUGGAAAGAAUUGCCAAAUCCAUUACAAUCACACACAUUAACAGUAACACAAAUCAAAUUUUCACAUAAUGAUAAAUAUUUAUUAUCAGUAUCUAGAGAUAGAAUUUGGUCGAUAUUUGAAAAAUGUGAAGGUACGAUACCUUAUAAAUUUAUUACAAAAAACAAAGCACAUUCUCGUAUUAUUUGGGAUUGUUCUUGGAGUCAUGAUGAUAAAUUAUUUGCAACUGGAUCUAGGGAUAAGACAGUAAAAAUUUGGACGCAAAUUAAAUCUCAGGAACAAACCCAAUGGGAUUGUAAAUCUACUAUAAAGUUUCAAGAAGCUGUUACAGCAAUUGACUUUGCUCCUAUAUUUAUUAAUCAAAGAUAUUUAUUAGCUAUUGGAUUAGAAAAUGGGAAAAUAUUUAUUUAUCAAUCUGAAGAUGAGAAUCAAAUAGAAAAAUGGAAUGAAUUUAUUGAAGUUGAUAAAAACGAAUGUCACGUUUCAAGUGUUAAUAAAUUAAUGUGGAGAAAUAAGAAUAUUCAAAAAUUUAUGAAUAAUGAAAAUGUUAAAUUACAAUUGGCUAGUUGUGGAAAUGAUUACUGUGUUAGAUUAUUAAAUCUUGUGAUAUAAUAAAUAAUACUUGACUUUUUUAUUUUCCAGAUUCAUUUCAGUAUUAUUUCAAAAAAAUACAAAAAAAAAACAUACAAUUUAAAAAAAAUAUAUAUUAUAUACAUAUCUUUAUUUCUUU
Molecule: messenger RNA, 2769 nt
Organism: Rhizophagus irregularis DAOM 181602=DAOM 197198
Lineage: Eukaryota; Fungi; Glomeromycota; Glomeromycetes; Glomerales; Glomeraceae
Biological process (GO): tRNA wobble uridine modification
Cellular component (GO): elongator holoenzyme complex
Molecular function (GO): protein binding
Source: RefSeq, a predicted model, not a curated record